AUAAUCGAAUUGUUCUCUGUAAUAAAGUGAACGUUAACAAUUUUGCUGUGCAAUUACAAUUUCCUUAAAAGAUUUUUUUGAGCUCCUUGGGAUAAAACAAGUUUCAGUACACUCUCUAUGAUAACUUUUGAAUUAUAUGUUAAAUACCGUAUAACAAUAACAAAUAUAUAAGAUGUUCCAAAACACACCGUUGGCCAAUACACCCGCCUUAAAAUUUAUCAUAGGUCUUGGUCUAUGUACAAUUGGAGGGGCUAUGCUUUUUGCCUAUUUUAGAGCCCGUGAUGACGACGACUCAGUGGAUGAAUGUGAGAAAAAAAAGAUUGAAAAAAAGAAACCGAAAAUCAUGAAUAUUGAAGUGAAAAUACCUAAUCAGGAUAUACCCUUAAUAGCAGGACGCAGUGGAGCUAAUAUAAAAUCUAUAGAAGAAAAGACCCAAACGAAAAUAAAUUUUAGAGCUAAAGACGAUUCGAGUCAAUUGUGCGAAAUUGUAGGCUAUCCUGAUAAUGUUAAAGAAGCCCGUUCAAUGUUGGCUAAAGAACUGGAGCGUUCUCCAAUUAUUACCCAACAUGUUUACGUACCACAAGAUGUUUGCGGUAAAAUUAUGGGUCGUUGCGGGGAAGCUAUGCAGGAGAUUUGUCGCAUUUCUUUGGCCAAGGUUUCGGUAGAGUCUGGUCUAAAUAAUGUAAACAGCCGUCGCAUUACUGUAACAGGCAAUAAUCGGCAAGUGAACAUUGCCAUCAAAAUGAUAGAAGAUAAAAUUGAGGAAGAUAUGAAAUUGACACAAGCUGUUAAAGAAGCCGAAGAAAUGCGUAUGCCACGCCGUUCGCCGCUCAACAGCAUUACAUCGAGUUUGUAUUCUUCUCAGAAUUCUUUAAGUUCAAAUUUGCCACCUCGCGAAAAGUUAAUGGCUGCUAAAAAUGAUGAAAAGCCUAUGGAAGUCUACGUUUCGGCCAUAGCAACUCCAGAAAAAUUUUGGGUGCAAAUAAUUGGCCCAAAAACGAAGCAGUUGGAUGAUUUGGUUAACAAUAUGACUGAAUACUACAGUUCAAAAGAAAAUCGUAAUAUGCAUAAAAUUGAGGAACCCUAUCUAGGACAAAUUGUAGCAACCGUUUUCAAGCAUGACAAUAAAUGGUACAGAGCUGAAGUGGUGGGAAUUUUGCCUAAUCAAUAUAAUCCGGAGGAAUUGGUAUUGGAUUUGUAUUUUGUGGACUAUGGAGAUAGUGAAUAUGUAUUACCGCACGAGGUUUUCGAACUGCGAACUGAUUAUUUAACACUAAGAUUUCAAGCAGUUGAAUGUUUUUUGGCUAAUGUCAAAACUACGUUAGUAAAUGAUGAUGGCAUGUGGGACACGCGUUCUGUAGAAGCUUUUGAAGAUAUAACCCAAGUUGCUCGAUGGAAAAAAUUAACAGCACGAGUAGUCACCUAUAGGACCUAUAGAGAACGUGCUAAAGCCUACAACAGUAAUACAGACGCUCGCGAGGGUUCUCCUGUACCGGGAGUGGAGCUUUACGACAUACAAGACGGUGUUGAAACGAACGUCGGUCAUUUGAUGAUUUCGCUUAAUUAUGCUUUGCCUGCCAGACACAGUUAUCCACUGGCUCAUUCUCCAAACAUGUACCAACGCAGUCGCAGCAACUCAAAUGAAGUUCUUUCUUCUCCAACAGCGACGCAAUCACCCAGUAAGGAACAACAGCAUUUUGUUUACAAUAAUAGUCAUAUCGAACCCGAGGAUGCUUUAAUUGACGAACAGUUAGAAUACUUAGAAAAAGGCAACAAUAAUUUGUACUUAAAUGGUAAUACAACCUUAUACCCGCCCUCCACAUCCUUUUCUGUUCCUUCAGUGGUUAAUGAAACGAAGUCAAAAAGUGUUAAUCCCAUUAAUGGUUUCCAGGCUAACGAUCACAAAAAAAAACAAAAAUCUUAAAAGCAAUCUAAAAUGAUCAAUAAUGACAACGUAAGGCACUAAAUAUUUUUAUAAAUAUAUAUUUAUAUGCAUAUAUGCAUACGAGAAGUUUUAUUUAUUUAAAAGAGCUUUGAUUUAUGUUAUUUUCCCUUCUUACUUUCAUAUGUACAAUACCGUGCUUAUUUUUACUUCUUUAGAAACAAAAACCGUUUUUUUUGUGAAUAUAAUUUUAUGUUUUUUAAUAAGAUUUUAUAGAACAUAUCUUAUUGCUGUAAAUAUUAGUAAUUUAUUUAAAUCAUAAAAAGUUUACAAAAGUCAUUACCAAUGUUUAUGUUAAAACGAUGGAUUAAUAAACAUGUCGAGAGCUUAUUGGAAAAAAAUAUUUUAUUUAAAAAUAAAAAUUGGAGAUCAGUCACAAAACAUUUCUUCAAUUUUAUAUUUAAACUGAACUGAAACAUAAAUACAAGAAUUGUCCCCUAACAAUUAUUUACGUCUAUAUACUUUUUCUUUUAUAUAAACAUAAAACCACCACACGUUUUGCUAGUUUUUUUUUUUUUUUUAAGAAAACUGAAAAACAAUUCCACUUUUGAUGAUGUUUAAAUGAAUCUAUUUGAUAUAUCAGUUCGAAAUUUUACACGUACUUUUUCCAAUUGUUCUACCAAUUCGACAAUAAUAAUUCUUAGUGGCGUUUAUUUUAUAAACACAACGAAACCCGCUGAUAUGAUAUAACAAUCGAGGAUAUUUAGCAGCAUAUAGCACACGGCUCAAUUGAUAUAAUAAUGAUGAUUUUCGUCUUAUCAGCUAUCACUAAUGUGGAUUGUGAGAAACUGAGCAAGGUUAUGCCAUCUAAUGGUUGGUUUUUGUUCCAAUGGAUAGAUUUGGACACCAUUAGCUUUACUUAUUGAAUUAUUUAUUUUUUAAUUAUUAAUUUUAUUUUAUGAUUGAAAAAAUAUAUAUAAAAAAAUAAAAUUUUUAAAACAUGUUUGCAAAUAAAAUAGUCUUUAGAACAAAUCGUUUUUCGACCUCAUUGAAAACCAUAAGUUUUAAUUGAAAACCUUUACUACUUUAAGAGAAACCCACGCGUUUUGACGGGGAACUGUAGACUUUUACCAGCAAACUAUGAACAGAUGAAUAAUUUUGUUCUUCUUCAAGACGAAGGCUUUAUGCUAUUCGGUACCUCUAUUCCCUCUCUAUUAGCUGGAGCGUCACUGUUUUUAUUCAUAUUUUAAAGAAAGGUGAACUGUUUAGUGCCAAUGUUGUGCUAUUUCCAUUAAAUUUAACUUAACAAUCAAAUGUUAGUGGUCUCUGCAAUAUUCCACUGGUCAUUUUCGCAAACGGAAGAUUUCCACGCCUUUUGGGCCUCGCGGUAUUACAGCAGACAUCAGAUUUAUAAAAUCCGGUCGACGCGGUCAUUACGUGGUGGAGUCCAGAGCAGUUUUUGGACUGUCUUGCAUAUUCCCCAUUGGCAAAACGUUGUAUCAACGAAUGCAACUGAUCGGCAAAUAUCGUAAAAUAAUAUUCAUGUAUUGAUUUAUGUAUAGUUGUUAAUCUAGUGAAAAUUAUCAUUUCUAAGUGACUUACUUCCCAUCUAAAUCGGUAUCAAAAUAUGGUUUUGGCUGUUUUUCAAAUUCCUUAAAAUUUCUACUCUCAAAUCCCGUUUUUAUAUACUCUUCCUUCGAAUUUUUCGCAAUGUUGUUGUUCUAAUAUAAUUUUCGAUAAUUUCCUAAUAAAGACGAAAAUGAAUGGCAUGGCAAACGUAUAAAUAUGGCACUCGGGUUUUCGGAUUUAAAAUUUUGUACACUUUCGCUCUUUGCUGUUAAAUGAUUACCUAUUGAUUUCCUUUUUCCAAAACUUCCGCUUGAUUGGUACCAAAAAGAAGAAAUUAGUAACACAAAACAUCAUCAUCAUCAUCAUCAUCUUUACAGACUGAAAUCAUGCAUUUACAAAUAAGAAGACAAAGGCGAGAUUACCAAGAAAACUAUGUGAAUCUGGGUAUCCUUGGCAAGAAAUGAAAUAUAUGCAAUUCUGAGUAAUAAAAAUGCACUUACCGCCAAUGCUCUUAUGUUAUUUUAUUUUUAAGUUACACUUUUUUAUACUUUUUAUUUAAACUUUUAUUUGU
Molecule: messenger RNA, 4022 nt
Organism: Glossina fuscipes
Lineage: Eukaryota; Metazoa; Arthropoda; Insecta; Diptera; Glossinidae
Gene: papi
Product: tudor and KH domain-containing protein homolog
Exons: 6
Coding region: 173-1924 (583 amino acids)
Biological process (GO): spermatogenesis
Molecular function (GO): RNA binding
Source: RefSeq, a predicted model, not a curated record